Messenger RNA from Closterium sp. Naga37s-1, 510 nucleotides. Lineage: Eukaryota; Viridiplantae; Streptophyta; Zygnematophyceae; Desmidiales; Closteriaceae. The record is from the annotation of a GenBank genome assembly.
AUGCUGUCUCUAGAAUCGCUUAGUAGCCAUAGCGGGCAGAGCAAGGUGGCACGCGACCAGCAGGGCAGCAGACAAGCAGGGCGGCGCACGAGCACUAGGGAAGCGCGCAGGGCAGGGCGAGGCGGCGCACAGCUAGGGAAGAGCGGCGAGCGGCCAGGGCAGGGCAGUGCAAUGGCAAGGCAGGGUUGCGCGCGGGCAGGGCAGGGCGUUGCGGCUGCCAGCAAGGCGGCACGCGGGCAGCAGGGCUUCGGACAGCAGGGCGGCUCGCAGCAGGGCGGGCAGCAGCAGGGCGGUGCGGGCAUCAGGGUUGCGCGCAGCAGGGCGGCGCGAGCAGCAGGGCGGUGCGAGCAGCAGGGCGGCGGCAAGCAGGGCGGCGCGCGGGCAGGGCAGGGCGACGCGCAGGCAGGGCAGGGUGGCGCGGCGGCCAGCGGGGCGACGCGACAGGCAGGGGAGGGCGACGCACGACCAGCAGGGCGGCGCGACAGGCAGGGCAGGGCGACGCGCGGCUAG